Molecule: messenger RNA, 3863 nt
Organism: Condylostylus longicornis
Lineage: Eukaryota; Metazoa; Arthropoda; Insecta; Diptera; Dolichopodidae
Gene: Chpf
Product: chondroitin sulfate glucuronyltransferase
Exons: 7
Coding region: 485-3220 (911 amino acids)
Cellular component (GO): Golgi cisterna membrane
Molecular function (GO): glucuronosyl-N-acetylgalactosaminyl-proteoglycan 4-beta-N-acetylgalactosaminyltransferase activity
Source: RefSeq, a predicted model, not a curated record
GUGGUCAUUCAUCCGAGUUUUGCGGCAACAAUACACAAUAAAUAAGUUUUGUUAGUUAAGAAAAUUGAAAAUUCGUUCCGGUAGUGAAUUAAAAAUAAUUUUUUUUUUCUUUCUGUUUCUUAAAUAUUCUUAUUAGCAUAUUCAAUAGAAAACAUACAAAAAACAUGUGUCAUUAAUAAAGAAAAAAGGAAAUAAAAAUUAAUAGAAUAAAAUAUAAAUAUAAUUUUAUAUAAUAUUAAUUUGAAAUUAAUAAUAAUUUAAAGGAAUUUUAUAUAAAAAAGAAUAUGUGUAAAAAUAAUAAAUGAAGCAAAAUUAAACAGAAGAAGAAAGUUAAAGAUCUUUUCAGCGUUUUAUAUUUUUAUUAUUAUUUUUUUCUUUUUUAUUAACAAAUCAAGUUUUAAUGAAAAGUAAAAGAUCUGCAAAAAUAUUUAAUGUAAUCCUCCUAUUUGGUUUUGAUUUCAAAAAAUUUCAAAAUUCAUGAAAUAUGAGAAGAACUCUUAAUAGAAAUCAUUAUUUCAUUUUGGGAUUUUUAUUAGGUUUAAUAUUAAGUUUUUAUAUACCAGAAGAUGUAUGGGAAUUGGCACAGGAUGCUGCUAGUAAUUGUCCUGGUAUAGUUGAAGAUGAAAGAUUUGGUGAAGGUUUUGAGCCACAUUUAAACUUAAUAAAUAAACCAUUAGCUGCUAAAAAACGAGCAAAAACAGUUAUACGGCCACGUUAUUAUUCAUCUGAAUUAGGUAUACGUGAAAAAUUAUUUAUUGGUGUUAUGACAUCACAAGAAAAUAUUAAUACAUAUGCAACAGCAAUUAAUAAAACAACAGCACAUUUAGUUAAUAAAAUAAAAUUUUUUAUUAAUGCCGACAAUGUUAAAUCAAAUUUUAAAUUAAAAAACAUUGUCGGCUUUACAGAUACACGUGAAAAUUUAAGACCAUUUCAUAUAUUAAAAUAUAUUGCUGAUAAUUAUUUAGAAGAUUAUGAUUAUUUUUUAAUAAUACCAGAUACAGUAUAUGUUGAUGCAAAAAAAUUAAAAAAUUUAUUAUAUCAUCUUAGUAUAUCAUUUGAUAUAUAUAUGGGUCGAAAAAAAUCUGAAAAACAAUUAAAUCAAUUUAAUGAUAAUAUCGAUGAUAUCGAUAUAAAUAAUAAUGUUAAUAAUAUAUAUAAUAAUAAUGGUGGUAGUGAAAACAAUAAUAAUAAUAAUAAUAAUAACAAUAACAUAGAUGGUGAUCAUAAUUAUUGUGAUUUAAAUGCUGGCAUUUUAUUAAGUAGUAGUGUUAUUAGAAAAAUGAGAACAAAUUUAGAUUGGUGUGUUAGAAAUGCUGUUACAAAUAUACAUAGUAUUAAUAUUGGACGUUGUGUUAAAUAUUCAAGUAAGGUGACUGGAUGUCAAGAUAAAUUUCAGGAAAUUGAAAUCAAAUCAUAUGAAUUUGAUAAUAUUAAAUUAUAUAAAGAUUUGAAAGUAUUACAAAAAGACUCAGAGUUUCGUAACUCAACAAUUAUUUAUCCAGUGACAAGUGUAGAUGAAUUUUAUAUAUUGCAUGCAUAUUUCUGUCGGCUUCAUUUGGAUGCAUUACGUGAAAAAAGUUAUCAAUUAGAAAAAAAAUCUUAUUUUAUUGCAAAUGGUACAAUACCAAAUGAUAUUUUAGAAAUACGUUGGCCUUUAGGUACAAUACCGGUCAGUAUGCCAGAAACCCGACAUGAUAUUAUAACAUGGCAUUUUAUAAAUAGAACACAUACAUUUAUGCCAAAUCAUGAAAAUGCAAUAGAACCAUUAAAACAAAUUGAUUUACAAGAUUUAAAUAAAAUUAUAAAUAUAACAGUCUCAUAUAUUAAAAAAAAGUAUCAUCAAAAUGAAAUGCAAUGGGAACAACAACAGCAGCAACAGCAGCAAUCACAAGAAAUGGAAUUUUCUGAAAUUGGAAAUUUAAAUUCAUUAAAAUAUGAAAAGAUUCAUACAAUUUAUAGACGUUUUGAUCCGAUGCGUGGAAUGGAUUAUCAUAUACAUUUUUUAUUCUUAGAUUUAAGAACAAAUAAGAGGCAUAUAAAAAGCUUUUAUGUUGUUAAACCACUUGGUAAAGUUGAAAUAAUUCCAUCACCAUAUGUAACUGAAUCAACAAGAAUUGCAAUAUUAUUACCAACAUUUGAACAUCAAAUUGAUAAUUUAGAUAAUUUUAUAAAAUUAUAUGAGAAAAUUUGUAUGGAAAAUCAAGAUAAUACAUUUUUAAUGUUAAUAUUUUUAUAUAAUUAUAAUUCAUCAAGUAAAGGUGAUUUAGAUCCAUUUCGUAAUAUUAAACAAUUAGCAUUAGAUUUAACAACAAAAUAUAAAACGGAUGGUUCUAGAAUAGCAUGGGUAUCAAUUAGAUUACCACAACAAUUAAAUGAAAUCUCAUCAAAUAUAGAUAAUAAUAUAAUGUUAAGUUCAAUAUAUGGAAAAUAUGAAAUACUCAGUUUGGCUGUGACAGAUUUAUCAUUACCAAAAAUUGGUUUAGAUAGUUUAAUAUUACUUGGUUCGAAUGCAAUGACAUUUAAGGCUGAUUUUUUAAAUAGAGUACGAAUGAAUACAAUACAAGGUUUUCAAAUAUUUUCUCCAAUAGCUUUUAUGAUGUACCCUUGUAAAGCAUUUAAUUUUUGUAAAGAAUGUGAUACAUGUGAUGUAUCACAAGGUACUGGUUAUUUUGAUAAAUAUAAUUAUGAUGUUACAUCAUUUUAUAGUAAAGAUUAUGUUGAAGCUCGUAAAAAAAUUGAAAAUUUUGUACCAAUAAUACGAACUGAUAACGAUAUUGAAUUAUUAUUUAAUCGAAAUGAUAAAUCAACAUCAUCAUCAACAAUAAUAACAACAACAACAACAACAUCAACAACACCAAUUAUUAAUAAUGUUUUAGAUAUUUUUAUACAUUCUCAAUUAUCAAUACAUACAUUACGUGGUAUUGAACCAAAUUUAAGAUACGGUAAUACAAUUAGAAAUUUUAUUAAAAAACGUAAUUCAAUUAAAAAUUUACCAAAAUGCCCAUAUUCUAAAUAUUAUAAUAGUAAUAGUAAUUAUAAUAAUAAUGAAAAUGAAAAUGAAAUAAAUAAUAUUCCAAAUAGUAAUAGUAAUAUUAAUAAAAAUAGUAAAUUAUUAAAUAAUUACUAUAAUGAAAAUAAAUGUAUUCAUUUAGCAGCUAGAAAACAUAUUGGUGAUGCUAUUAUAAGAUAUGAAGACAAAAUUGGAAAAGGUAGACAUUAGUAUAAAUUAAAAUAGAUUCAAAAAAAAAAAAAAAAUUACAAAAAUUUUAAAUGCUCAACUAUUACUGUAAUAAAAUUUACUAUAUGAGAAACCAAUAGUAUAAUAUAUGUAUGUAUGUAUGUAUGUAUAUAGAAAUAAGCCAAAAUUUACAAUAUAGGUUACAAUGAAUAACCCCCCAAGAUAAAUAACAUAUUAUAUCAAUUUAAAAAUUUCAUUCGAAUUCAUUCUUGAACUUUUUAAAUAUUCACUUAAAAUAUAUAUGUAGCAAUAUAUCGUGAGGUUAAUGCUACAACUAGAUAACUUGCAAUUAAUGCGGUUUACAAAUAUUAACUUUUAAAGAUACAAAAUUUAGCAAUAACAAGUAAUUUAUCAUGAAGACACCUAAUUUUUGUAUUAUCAUUUUCAGAUAUUUAAGAAUAAAUUUAAUCUUAGAUAUUGAUCGCAUAUUAAUUAUCAGGUCGCAGGUUAAUUAUCUAUAAAAAUAUAAAACUUUCGAUUUAUCUAGUCGUAGCAUUAACCUCACGAUAUUAGGUAUCGAAUUGUUAAUCAUAUAAAAAUAUCAUUUGGCUUUAAUUAAAUUUCUUCAUUAAUUUUGUAAUUAUUUAAUUUCUCCACCAUUUCUUAUUAUUUAAAAAAAUUUAAU